Messenger RNA from Prorocentrum cordatum, 3400 nucleotides. Lineage: Eukaryota; Dinophyceae; Prorocentrales; Prorocentraceae. The record is from the annotation of a GenBank genome assembly.
AUGCUCCAGAACGUCGCCCGGCGGGUCGAGGCGUAUGGGGGCUGCCCUGAUGACCUUGCCGAGGAAUCAUCCCUGUCGGAGAUCCUCGACUCUAGAGACCACUACGGCAUGGGGCCCAAGAACCUGGCCAGCUUCGAGUUUGACAAGGUCAAGAUCCUGCAUCGGAAGGUUCACGUGCGACCCAUUCGGCGCGAGCUCCCUCCUGCAGCCCUUGGCUACCUCAGACACUCAGCCGAUCUGAUCGAGAUGGAUGAGACGGAGCUUGAGAAGGAUCGAGCCGAGAGCGUGGCGUCCUCGCCCUACUGGGGCCCCAAGCUUCGGCGCUCGCGAGACCUACGGAGGCGACUGUGCCAGCGCUUGUGCCAGCAGGGCCUGCUGACCUGGCGCCGGCGGCUGAAGGGGCGCGCGGGCAUCUUCGUGGUCAAAAAGAAGGAUGGGCUGCAGAGGCUGAUCAUUGACGCCCGAGCGGCCAAUCGGGCGCAUCGCCCGCCACCUACCACGCGACUGGGGUCCUCGCGCUGUAUGGCUGACCUGGACCUCUCCGACCCCAGGCUGAAAGCCUCCGGCUUCGGCGGCAUCGGCUCGGGGCUUGCGGCUAGCCCGCGCGGGGAGGAGGGCGACGUCGGGGACUGCUUCUACAACUACACCGUCCCCGAGCUCGCCUCCCGGUUCGGCUUCGAGGACCGCUUCGACACCCACGAGCUGGAGGAGAUGGGGCGCCGGCCGGCCAUGAUCUGGGACGACGCCGAGGGGGCGGAGACCAAGGUCGAGGACGGCGAGGUACUCUACCCAUGCAUGGCCGCUGUCUGCAUGGGCUGGUCGUGGGACCUCUUCUUCGCCAAUGAGGCCGUGACUCACCGUGUGGAGCGGGCCCUGGGCGGAGGUGCUGACCAGAUCAUGUGUGAGAUGCAGCCUGCUCCAGUGAUGAAGCCUGGCAAGUGCGUGGCCGGCGUGUACGUGGACAACGUGCAGGUCGUCGGUGGCUGCGCGGGCGACGCCUGGAAGCAGAUGCACGAGAUUGAGAAGAGCUUUUGCGAGGGCAACAUGCCUUUCGACGUGGGGCCCCGCGACGAGUUUGAGAUGCAGUCACUGGGCCGGGCCAUGUCCGCGCUGAACGAGUGCUACCGCUUCGUCGAGGAGACUCUAGAGGUGCCCAUGCGCGUGUGGCCGUCCGGGAAGUCCGAGAUCCGUUGUGCGAUGAACCUCCCCUUCCUGAUGGAGGCCGACCUGGGCGCCCGCCUCUCCAGCGAGGUCUACUGCGGGGAUUCCUCCACCCGACGCUACGCCCUCCACGUGACGAAGGCCGAGCCCGACGAGUUGCGCGAGGCCUGGAGAUGGAGAGAGCGCUGGCGCUACCGCGACGUCCCCGUGCAGGAGGGCCACAUGACCGACGGUCUCGGCUACGUGCGGGGCGUCGCGCCCGGCCUCGCGGCGGGGCUGCGCACGGCUUUCGGCCAGGCCCUGCGGGCCCGAGCCGACGACCUGCGUCUCGGGCCGCCUCCAGCGGCCACGCCGCCGCGGCGCCCUCGGGCCAAGGUCGACCUCGACGGGGGGAUCCCUCGCCUGGCCGACGGCCGGACCGGGCGGCAGCGCUGCCAGUUCGUAUCGGCGGACCGUUGGCGCUGGCAGGAGGAGCACAUCAAUUUGAAAGAAGCUCGGGUGGCCUUGAUGGGGCUGCGGCGUCACUGCCGCACAGUGGGGCGGCUUGGCUCGAAGCUGCUCACCCUCGGCGACAGCCAGGUGGCCGUGGGGGCCUAUGAGAAGGGCCGCUCCAGCGCAGGGCUGCAGUCGUUGUGCCGGCGAGCUGCGGCCUACCGCCUCGGAGGGCAGAAAGCAUGGCGUCUUCGCUGCAUCGAGACGGAUCGGAACCCGAGCGACCAGGACUCGCGCCGCUGGGGCGCCAAGCGAGUGACGGGGACGGGGCGCUCGCCGCCCGGGCCGGGCGCCGCCCCGUCCCGCGGCCAGGGGCCGGACAGCGCGCCUGCUGGCGCGCCGAGCUCGGCAGUCUACCAGCCGGGCUCCGAGGGGGGUUGCUACUGGGGCGUCGAGAACCCCAGAACUUCGAGGCUAUGGAAUUUCGAGCCCGUCGCUCGACUUCGUGGGCUGCCCGCCGUCGUCGAGGUGAAUUUCGAUAUGAGUAUGUUCGGGGCACCCUAUCGGAAGCCUACUCGGAUCCUGACGAACGUGGGGGCCCUGAGGGCCCUGGGGGAGCGGCCCCGUAUCCCGCGCAAGCACGCGGUCAUGCUGCGCGGGCACCUCGCGCCCCAAGCUGCUACAUAUCCGUCACCAUUGGGCUCAUGCUGGGCGGACAUCCUGGUGGCCGCGCCCCCCCGUGGAGCGCUCGCCCGCGCCGGCGGCUUCGACCCUCAGGAGCUCCGGCAUGGCCUCCUCCGGGCGGCGGGCCGUCAGCCAGCGCAUGGAGGAGCGGCGGUGCUCAGCGAGGACAACGGGCUCUCCCACGACGUCUGCAAGGCCGCCGACAGCUUCCUCGGGGCGGACCCCGUCAUCCAGUUCGGUCAGGACAAACGACCUCAGCGCUGGCAGGCCCACGCGCACUGGCAGGCGGCCGCCGCCAGACGCGACGCGCUGGUCAUGGCGACGGUGACAAACGACACCCUCGAGCGGUGCGCAGCGGCGGUGCACGAGUUCGAGGUCUACGCGAGGGCCAAGAAGCUCGACCUGCAGCCGCUGAGCCGCCUCGACAACUCCCUGUCCCAGUGCUUCGUGGACCUGUUCGACGGCGGCUUCGGCGUGGGGGAGGGCCGCAACACCUUCUACGGCUACAGGCUCCUGCGGCUCAAGACGACCGGCAAGGUGGAGCUCCCGAAGGCGCUGGCCUCCCUGAAGGGUUGGGCCAAGCGGGCCCCGGGCCGCGUGCGCCUGCCGCUGCCCGACAUCAUCGUAGACGACAUCGCGCUGGACCUGGUGGAGCGCGACCUGCCGCUCAUGGGCGCCGCAGUGGUGCUCGAGACGGACGCCUACCUCAGGCCCUCCGAGACGGUGGAACUCCGGCAGGGCCAGAUCCUGCCGCCCGCGCCAGCCGCGAGGCUCGGCGAGCACUUUGGCGUGGUCAUCGCACCUUCCGAGUGGUGCGAGACGACAAAGACGGGCGGCCAGGACGACAGCAUGCUGAUCAGGGACGUGGCGCGUCCGUGGCUGGCGAGCGUGAUGAAGCUCCUUUUCAAGCCCAAGGCGCCCGACUCCCAGAGGCUGUUCAACUUCGCCCUGCUCGAGUUCGAGCGCGAGGUCAAGCGCGGCUCGGACCGCCUGGGCUACGCGCCCCUCAAGGUGCGCCCUCGCGUUUUCAGGCGCAGCGGGGCCUCGAACGACAAGGCCCACGGUCGCCGGACGUUGAGGGAGAUUCAGAAGCGCGGCCGCCGGGCAUCCAUCGUCCGCGUCG